Molecule: messenger RNA, 963 nt
Organism: Aureobasidium vineae
Lineage: Eukaryota; Fungi; Ascomycota; Dothideomycetes; Dothideales; Saccotheciaceae
Source: the annotation of a GenBank genome assembly
AUGGCCACCGAACUCGACUUCUGCCGCCAUCUUCUCGACAAGUUCAACGACUUUUGGGAGAAGAGCAAGGCUCCGUACCUCGAGAUCUUCCUCCAACCCGUCGACGAAGUUGAAGACGAUACUCCUGGCUAUUACGCUCUUACUGAGAAUCCUAUGGAUCUCGCCACCAUGUCCAAUAAGCUCAACACCGGGCUUUACGCCGAUGCCCAAACUUUCAAGGCAGACUUCUACCAGAUGAUUAAGAACUGCCGCGACUAUAACAGCGACAACUCCGACUUCGUUAAGAAGUACGCAGAUCGCUUCGUUAAGGAUUUCGACUGGGAGUGGGCCGAGAUGCGCAAGUGGAUUACCACUGAGCGCCGUAAGUUAGCCAACUUGGCCAGACAGGCUGCUGCUGCUGCUACUGCUCCUGCUCCUACUCCUGCCCCUGCUGCUCCUAGCGCCAGUACAUCUGGCACCGAAAGUCCUUCCUCGUCGGGAGCAUCGGCCAGCAAUGCUGAGCCUGAGAGAUCUUCGGGACCCUCUCCCAGCCCCUCCCUCGGCGAGCCCCAGGGCAUGGCCACCCCUAGGCCCACUGUCUCUACCAUUGCUCCCCCUUGCCCCAUCGAGAACGCAGUUGGCACGGUCAUGGGUGCUCUGCACCUCAUCAUGGCCGAGCAGUUCAGGGUCGUUGUCGCCGAGAAGGAGGCCGAGAUGGCAGCCAGUACCCUGGCCUUCUGGGGUAAGAUCUGGGGACCUGAGCGCCACCAGACAUCCACGGAGAUGUGGAGACUCAAGUGUCGCUCCAAGAUCACUCCCGAAGGAUGGUCAGGCUCUGUGGCUGCCAUCAAGAACGAGGUUGUCCAGGCUUGGAAGGACACUAGCAUGGAGCGGAUGGCUCUUGUGGAGCAGGAGGAGGCUGCUGAGAAGGCCGCUGAGAAGGCCGCUGAGAAGGCCGAAUUCUUGAGACAGUUAGAGCAAUGA